Ziziphus jujuba (common jujube) is the source of this 1585-nucleotide messenger RNA. Its product is annotated as 1-aminocyclopropane-1-carboxylate oxidase homolog 1-like. The transcript has 3 exons. The coding region runs from base 213 to 1340 and encodes 375 amino acids. The record is from RefSeq and is a predicted model, not a curated record. NCBI's taxonomy places the organism in Eukaryota, Viridiplantae, Streptophyta, Magnoliopsida, Rosales, Rhamnaceae.
AGAAAAAAAAUGAUUUUUUUUAGUGAGAUUUUAAAGCCUAGCUAGCUGUUUAUAUAUCUUUUUUAUCAUUUUCCAUUGACAACUUGCAAGCGUGCUUUUGUUCUCUUUUUCAUCCAAUUUUUUCGUUCUUUUUACUAUUAAGACUUUCUUGUAGUUCUUCCUCAAAAGAAAUCAAGCUCGGUUAAUUUGGAUUGCCUUUAGAGCCAAAAGCCAUGAAAGAAUUAAUGGUUCUUUCAAACCCAGAUGAGAUUGAGACACACUAUGAUAGGAAAAGCGAACUCAAGGCAUUCGACGAAUCAAAAACUGGCGUAAAAGGACUUGUGGAUGCUGGAGUACAAAAAGUUCCAAAGAUUUUCAUCCGUGAAAGAGACAACCUUGAAGAUGGGUAUUCUUCUCAUGGACACUCCACGAUCUCUAUUCCAGUUAUAGACUUGGAAGGCAUGGAUGGGUGUGGAAGUUUGCGCGAUGAAAUGGCAAAGAAAGUUGGAGAGGCAAGCGAGAAAUGGGGUUUCUUUCAGGUGGUUAACCACGGCAUUUCCACAAACACUUUGGAUGCAAUGCUUGAAGGAAUCUGUAAAUUCCAUGAGCAAGAUGAUGAGGUGAAGAAGAAGUUUUAUACACGUGAUGGAUCCAAAACCCUUGUAUACAAUUCCAAUUUCAAUUUGUAUCAAGCAUCAGCGGCUAAUUGGAGAGACUCCAUAUAUUGUACUAUGGCACCUAACCCACCCAAUCCCCAAGACUUGCCCCAAGUAUGCAGAGAUAUACUAAUUGAGUACUCAGACAGAGUAAUGAAAUUGGGGAUUAGUUUAUUAGAGUUGCUAUCAGAAGCUCUUGGUCUGAAGCAAAAUCACCUGAGAGAAAUGGGUUGUGUAGAGGGACAUUAUCUUGUGGGUCAUUAUUACCCAGCUUGCCCUGAGCCAGAUUUAACAACGGGUAUUGAAAAACAUACUGAUAAAUCAUUCAUGACUCUGCUUCUUCAAGACCAAUCUGGUGGGCUUCAAAUCCUCCAUGAAAAUCAAUGGGUCAAUGUUACUCCUACUCCAGGAGCUAUUAUAGUAAACAUAGGAGAUAUGAUUCAGCUAAUCACCAACAACAAGUUCAAAAGUGUGUACCACAAGGUAGUGGCAAAAAACAAAGGUCCAAGAAUCUCUUGUGCAAGUUUUUUCAGACCAAAUUUCCAAAAUGAAAAUAACCUUCUCAAAGUGUUUGGACCAAUCAAGGAGUUAAUCACAGAAGAAAACCCACCAGUUUACAAGGAAACCACUCUUAAAGAUUAUCUCUCUUAUGUCUUGUCUAAAGGGUUUUUCGGAAACUCUGGCUUAGACCAUUUCAAACUGUGAAGUUGAUCAUUACUGGUGUUCAUUGGUCAAGCUUCAGGGGUCUUGGGCUAGGCCAUUUUAAGCUGUGAACUUGACCAAUUUAUUUACUUUCCACUUCUUAGAGUAUCUUCCAGAGACUCUUUAAAUGUGAUGUUUUUUUUAUUUUAAAGAGAUAACAUUUAAAAAAGAAUUUUAAUAAAUUUUUUAUUUUGACUUUUUAAUAUAAAGAGUUGGUUUGAAUCUCUAAAUGGAGAAAGCCAAGAUUA